Messenger RNA from Ooceraea biroi (clonal raider ant), 4807 nucleotides. RefSeq names its product Sideroflexin-1-3 (gene Sfxn1-3). Gene Ontology annotation, biological process: serine import into mitochondrion; monoatomic ion transport. Gene Ontology annotation, cellular component: mitochondrial inner membrane. The record is from RefSeq and is a predicted model, not a curated record. NCBI's taxonomy places the organism in Eukaryota, Metazoa, Arthropoda, Insecta, Hymenoptera, Formicidae. Gene Ontology annotation, molecular function: monoatomic ion transmembrane transporter activity.
GGGAAGAGAGCCGGUAUCGAGCAUGUAGAAGCGGAGAGUGGCAAAGCGAAAGACAGGGACGGAGAUCGUGCCGGAGACGGAGAGAAAGAGAGAGAAGAAAUAAAGAGAGAGAGAGAAACCGGCAGGCAGCUGAAGAGAGACAAAGAGCCAAGCCACGGCGACUGGACUCUGGAACAGGUCAGUCGGCUGGGAGCUGAGUGAACAGCCUGUCUACUGGUACAGGACAACGCGCAUGCCGCCUGUCUGGAUGCUGACGGACUGCCAGCAGUUGUCCAGGUGCGACGUAAGGGCGACGACUCCGCUAACGUCGUCCACGUGAAGGUCAAGUGGUGGGGACGAAGAGGACGAGGAAGUGGAAGGUGAACCACCGAGGUGGGCACCACGGGUGGAUCCCGCGCUGGGACACGCGAGAUGUCGAAGACACGAGAGCAGACCCUGGCGAGCGCGCCGUCCGACCGGAUAGACAUCGACAGGCCCUACUGGGAUCAGAGCACGUAUCGGGGAAGGGCUCUCCACUUCCUGACGGUGACGAAUCCGCUGAAUGUCUUCGCCACGAAGCAGCAGCUCGAGCACGCGCGCGACGUCGUCAGCAGGCACAGGCAGGGCGAGACACUGCAGAAACAGGGGAUCACCGAAAACGAGCUAUGGAAGUGCAAAUACCUUUACGACAGCGCCUACCACCCCGACACGGGCGAGAAGAUGCUGUCCAUAGGACGCAUGAGCGCCCAAGUGCCCAUGAACAUGACGAUAACCGGCUGUAUGAUGACGUUUUACAAAUCGACGCCGGCUGUGAUAUUCUGGCAAUGGGUCAACCAGUCGUUCAACGCCAUCGUAAAUUACACGAAUCGCAGCGGCUCCAGCCCAAUUCCAACGGAGACGUUAAUGCGGAGUUAUGUCGGAGCUACAGGCGGUGCUGUAAUAACGGCGUUGACCUUAAACCGUCUCGCUGAACGUGGACCACCAUUGGCAGGCCGACUCGUGCCAUUAGCGGCGGUUGCAGCAGCUAACUGCGUCAACAUCCCCCUCAUGAGGAUCACCGAACUCCAAAAUGGCAUCGAAUUACAGACCGAGGACGGCACAAUGGUCGGCCACAGCAAACGAGCGGCGAAGCAGGCGAUCAUGACCGUGACACUAUCGCGUAUACUUAUGGCCUCUCCGAGCAUGAUACUGGCGCCGAUAGUGAUGAAUUACCUAGACCGAAGGCAGCUGCUGCGUAACGCGAAAUGGGCCGCUGGACCGAUUCAGGUUUUGAUCUGCGGAGUCUGCCUCACCUUCGCGACGCCGCUCUGCUGCGCUCUUUUCGCACAGCGUGUUCCUAUCCCGGUAAAUCACCUGGAAGCCGACGUGCAAAAGCAAGUACGCUCGCACGAUUCCAGUCUGGAGACCGUGUACUACAACAAGGGCCUUUAAGCGGAGAGACCGGGCGCCCACGUGAAACUUAAAUAUCUUUACUGGUUCAAAGACACGAUAUACGUGCUGCUGAAACUCAGGAUUCCACGCGAGACAUUCUGGAAAACACGAAUUCGAAAGCACGAAUACGAUUAUCAUUAUACGAAGACUUCCGGUGAUCUCACCGGAUCGUUCCGUUUUCGUUGUUGGGUAAUUUUUAUAUUUUCGGAGAAGCAAGAAAAGAAAUGAGAAUCAAAACUGAGAGCGAAUGCGGAUUUCAGUCCAACGUUAUGCGCGGCGGUCGGACGAAGCGAUCAAAAAUGUGCAUAUUUUCCUGCCAAAAUUAAUCUUGUAAUUUUUAUUUUGAAAAUAUAGUAAUUAAUUGAGAAGUUUCUAAAACGUAAAUAAAUUAAUAAACUGCACGAAAGAUGUUUCAUAUUCAUUCAUAAUUAACAUAUUGAUAGAGAAGCGAGAAUGACGAUCGUAAUACAAUACCAUGCAAGUCGCUCGCUUGGAACGAUGACAAUACACACGUUCUGCUGACUUGAAAAUGUAAUAAUUUUCAAUUUAAGAACGUAGCGUUAAACCAAAAGAAUCAUAAGACGGUAUAAAAGUGCACAAAAUAUUUAUCAUUGCGUCUGUAUUAUUAAUUAUUAAUCUGACAACGAAAUGAGCAAUAUGUGAUGAUCAUACUGUGCGAAUUGCUCACCUGAAACAACGAAAAUAUGCACAUUCUCUCGAGAAAAUCUGGCAAUUUUCGUUUUAAUAAUGCAGCUUUAACUCUCAGGAAUCAUAAGAUGCUGUAAAAGUGCACAAAAUAUUUUUAACUACCUUUAUAUUAAUUAUUAAUUGCGCGCAAUUAAGUGAAAUAAGGAAGGCUAGGUCGUACUACGUAGAUACUACACUUGCGACGCUGAGGACACGAAAAUUGACGAAUUUCUAGCAGGACGACAGGAACGGAAGAGAGUGACUUACUUAUUUUAUUCUACCCGUUUUAGUCCUGCUCUUUUGUAAUCUAGCUGAGCAGGUAAUGGGAUAACAGUGCUGGAGGAAGUGGCCUGCGACUUACUUAUUUUAGGCUUACCUGCUCCACUCGUGCUUCUCUGUACUCGGGCCAGCCAUGUAACAGAGCAGCAUGAGUGGAGGAGGUAAUCGGCGACUUACUUAUUCUAAAACAGCCUCCCCUGCUGCUGCUACCCCGUUACAAAUCCGUCGAUUUUCGAGAUUUUCGACGCUCAGUUUGCGCGAUUGGGCCAUGUAACAGGGCAGCGUGAUUAGAGGAGGUAGGAGUAAUCGGUGACUUACUUACUUUAAAAUAGCUCCAGCUGUUGCUGCCACUCUGUUCCAAACACGUCAAUUUUCGAAAUUUUCGACGACUAGGCUGCGCGAUUGGCAUGACAAAUCCAGCCUUUCUUCUUUCACCUAAUUAAUACGUUAAUUAAUUAAGGAUAUUCUGUGCACUCUUUUUUGAUAUUUUAUUAUUCGUAAGGUCUCAUUUUAGGCACUUGAAAUGGAAAUUGUUAGUUUCUGUUGGAAAAACAAGCAUAUUUUUGUCACUUUAGACAAAUGGCUUGCAUAGUACAAACGGCUUGCAUCGUUACAUCUCUUUCGUGCUGUUUCCAUAAAUUAAUUCAUAUAAAUGUAAUUAUAAGCAUUUUGUGUACACUUUUAUCGCGUUUUAUAAAUAAUCACAUUUAACACUAUAUCAGAAAAAUCAGAAUUAUAGAAUUUUAUAAGGAAUACGUGUAUAAAAUACGUAAGUUUUAUUAUACAAAUAAUUAAUACUUGAAUUUAUCAAGUAUGAGAAAAGUGAGAAAAAUAUUAACUUAAUGCACUAAGAAACAAUCUAUAAACAUUUGAGAAACUCAAUAAUCAUGUUUUCAUUAAUGAUUAAUUUCUGUUGAUAAAAUAAUAGAUGUACAUAUGUCAAUUAUGUUAUAUGUAUAGGUCACUUGCCUGAGACGAUCAAAAUGUACUUGGACAAACUUUAAUAAUUUUUAUUUGAGGAAUAUGAUAUCACAUCUAAAGAAUCACAAAACGUAAUAAGAGUACACAAAAUAUUUAUAAUUACGUUGUAUUAAUUAUUAAUAUUGUGAUAGAACGACACGUGACGGUCGUACUAUGCAUGCUCACCUAAGAUGAUAAAAAUAGCCGUAUUUUAUUGCUAAACUCUAGCAAUUUUAAUUUUAAGAAUGUAGUAGUAACCGUAAAGAAUCACAAAACAUCAUAAAAGUGCAUUAAAUAUUUCUACUUACGUUUAUUUUAAUUAUCAAUGUAGCGUGCACUUACGUAGAAUUAGAAAGGUUAUGUUGUCGUGUGCGAAUCAUGCAUGCUGAGCUGUCUAAAAUCUCGAAAAUGAAGUAUUAGGAGCAAGGUAGCAGGAUAAGCAAGGAGGUCGCACAGAAUCCCUGAGUACUGUCGGUAACCUUACCGACGGUGAUAUUACCGACGUAGCAGUUGGUAACGUUACCGACAGAUUCGGAGAUUCUGUGCGAGCUCCUCGCUUAUCCUGCUACCCUGCUCCUAAUACUUCCAUUUUCGAGAUUUUCGACGGCUCAGCGUGCACGACUCGCACAGUACGAACGUAACCUUAUUCAAUUCUGCUUAAUUGUACGUUAAUUAAUAAUUAAGGUAAACAAAAGUAGGAAUAUUCUGUGCACUUUUAUGAUGAUUUUCGAGUUUUUAAAUUUAAUUCUAUACUUUUAACAUUAAAAUUGUUAAUUUUUGUUGGAAAAACGUGUAUAUUCUGUCACUUUAUGUGAGCGAUACGUCGCUGUUUUCGUUUCACUAUUACGUUAAUUAAUUAUAAAAAUUAAUGAAAUUAUAAAUAUUUUAUGCACUUUUACGGCAGUUUAUGAUUCUUUAGGUUUGAUGUUAUAUUCUCAAAAUCAAGAUUGUUGAAUUUUAAUGACAAAACGUGCAUAUUUUCAUGUUCCAAGGAGCGACCCAUGCAGUACUAUAGUGCAAUCGUACCUUUUUCAUUGUGCCAAUGCAUAAAUAAUUACUGCGAACAGAAUUGCAAAUACUCUGCGUACUUUUAUCGCAUUUUACGAGUAUUCAAGUUUAGCUCUUCAUUCUUAAAAUUGAAAUUAAUUUAUAAAUUAAGAAUAUACAAGGUUCUCUUACCAAAUAUUCUUCUAGGAAUUAUUUUAUUCUACAGACUAUCUCGACGACAAGAACUUAUUCCUGACGUAAUAAAUAAAUUUUAAUAUACUCUACAUUCCCGUCGAGUAAGAGUCAACGUGUUCGAGCUGGAGAAAAAUCUCUCGCUAACCAUUUUAAUAUACGUCCAACAAAUAUAAAUACAUAUCUUUAUCAACUUCCACGUUUUCGAUCUGUACGUCUACGAUUCUCCUGAUGAUGCGAGUUGUGAGUGAGAAAAGGUAACGAAGACAAUAAAAUCCAAAGUUCAGAAUGU